CUGACAUUUCACAUUUGUCUUGUCAGUUGUCAGACUUGUCAAUAGAAAGUUAUAAAAUCGAUCAAAAAAUUGCAAAAUGAUCCGUUUAUCUAAAAAUAUAAUACCUGCGGUAACGAAAACGUUAUUAAAAAGAACUAAUCAAUCUCAAAAUCCAAGUAUAUUAGUUUUUUUCCAUGGACAAAGGUUACUUUCAGAUACAACUGCAUCAACCGGCAAGUUUGCUGUUCAACAUGAAGACUUUGGGCGACCGUUAUAUUUUGAUGCUCAAGCCACAACACCAAUUGAUCCGAGAGUGCUUGACGCCAUGCUACCAUAUCUUGUGAGUUAUCAUGGAAACCCACACUCCAGGACUCACGCUUAUGGGUGGGAGAGUGAGGCAGCGGUUGAGAAAGCCAGAGAACAAGUGGCAGAUUUAAUUGGAGCUGAUCCAAAAGAAAUAAUAUUCACUUCAGGAGCAACAGAGUCAAAUAACAUAUCAGUAAAAGGAGUGGCCAGGUUCUAUGGAUCCCGGAAGAAGCAUGUUGUAACCACACAAAUUGAACAUAAGUGUGUGUUGGACUCAUGCAGAGCUUUAGAAGGAGAAGGAUUCAAAAUCACAUAUUUGCCAGUUAAGGAAAAUGGAAUCAUAGACAUGAAAGAACUGGAAAAAGCUCUCACACCAGAAACUAGUUUGGUUUCCAUUAUGACGGUUAACAAUGAAAUAGGUGUUAUGCAACCUAUUGCUGAAAUAGGUGCAUUGUGUAAAAGCAAAAAGGUUUAUUUUCAUACGGAUGCAGCCCAAGCAUUAGGAAAAGUUCCCAUUGAUGUCAAUAAAAUGAACAUUGAUUUGAUGUCCAUAUCUGGGCACAAGGUAUAUGGACCAAAGGGUGUUGGUGCGUUGUACAUACGGCGGAGGCCUAGAGUGCGAGUUGAGCCCAUUCAAAGUGGAGGCGGACAAGAGAGAGGAAUGCGCAGUGGUACAGUUCCAACCCCACUUGUUGUAGGACUCGGUGCAGCAUGUGAUAUAGCAAAGCAAGAAAUGGCAUAUGAUCAUGCAUGGAUGGAAAAGUUGUCACAGAGAUUCUUGGACAAGAUCUAUUCAAAACUAACUCAUGUCAUUAGGAAUGGAGAUGCAGAAAAGACAUACCCUGGCUGUAUCAAUUUGUCAUUUGCUUACGUAGAAGGUGAAUCGUUGCUAAUGGCUCUAAAGGAUAUUGCGUUAUCGAGUGGCUCUGCUUGUACCUCGGCUUCGCUAGAACCAUCAUACGUAUUGCGCGCAAUUGGAACAGAUGAAGAUUUGGCACACAGUUCUAUUAGAUUUGGAUUUGGAAGAUUUACAACAGUAGAAGAAGUAGAUUACACAGCUGAAAAAACAAUCAAACACGUAGAACGCCUAAGAGAAAUGAGCCCACUGUGGGAGAUGGUGCAAGAGGGAGUAGACAUCAAAACUAUUCAAUGGUCACAGCAUUAAAACGUCAUUGAGUAUUUGUAUUAAAGUUUCUGUUCCGUGAUUAGAUUAGGUGAUAUUGUGACAGGAAGUAAGGAAAAGAUCUGGUCAUUAUAAUGAAAUGUUGGAUAAUUUUAUGUGUGGAAUGUAAAUGUUUAAGUGACCGUCUUGGUAAGAAAUGGAUCAAUGUUGCAAUCCUAAUAUUAUAUUCUUAGCCUGUUGUAUUAAAUAUUAUUUUACAUAAACAUAGAAUACGUAAGUAUAUCACAAACAGCUUUGUUUCUUUGACCUAUAAACAGUAAUAAAAUUAAGUAAAAAUAGUUAGAUAUUGUGUUAUCACUUGUUUUUAUGUUCCUGUAAUUAGUUAUGUAUAAGACCAUUUAAUAAUAUAAAUUAAGAAUUUUGCAACUACAUUGCAAUAAGUAAUAAUACUUUUUGACCUUGACCUUCAAAACAAGUUUACUGAUUGCACAAUAUCAUAAAAAUAACACUAAUGGAGGUGUGAUAUGCUGAUAAAGAACAAGUUUCCUUCGCUGUUCCAUCUUAAACAUAUUGCAUGAGUAUAAAAUGUAUAAAAGAAAAUAUGAUAUUAUUAUGUUAUAAAUGCACAUUAUUAAAAUAAAAACAGUUUAGAUUUUAUGAAGUCAAUGUUUAAUUCCAAUAUAGUUAGUGUUAUACAUAGAAAAACUGCUUAUUUUUGUUAAAUGUUAAUAAAGUACAUUAAAAAGUCA
Spodoptera litura is the source of this 2157-nucleotide messenger RNA. It is a transcript of the gene Nfs1, whose product is annotated as Nfs1 cysteine desulfurase. The record is from RefSeq and is a predicted model, not a curated record. Gene Ontology annotation, molecular function: pyridoxal phosphate binding; cysteine desulfurase activity. Gene Ontology annotation, biological process: [2Fe-2S] cluster assembly. Gene Ontology annotation, cellular component: mitochondrion; cytosol; nucleus. Lineage: Eukaryota; Metazoa; Arthropoda; Insecta; Lepidoptera; Noctuidae.